Messenger RNA from Scutellospora calospora, 234 nucleotides. The record is from the annotation of a GenBank genome assembly. NCBI's taxonomy places the organism in Eukaryota, Fungi, Glomeromycota, Glomeromycetes, Diversisporales, Gigasporaceae.
AUGGCAAUUUUAAGUUUAGUUGGAAAGCAAAUGAAAAAUAUGGUAGGUAUUGCAGGCAAGAUGUUUACCACAUUAGCUGCAGCGAAUGUGAACAUUGAGAUGAUAUCUCAAGGCGCAUCCGAAAUUAACAUUUCUUGUGUUAUUGAUGAGUUUAAUGCAGAAAAAGCGUUAAAUGUUAUACACGAUCAACUUCUGAAUACAUCACAAUUACUGCCACAAACGACCCAAAAGUAA